AUGACCUUGGGGACGAAGUGGGCCGCGGCCAUUUCGGCUACACUUGCUCUGCCAACGCCAAAAAGGGCUCCCUCAAAGGCCACCAAGUGGCUGUCAAAAUCAUCCCCAAAUCAAAGAUGACUACAGCAAUAGCUAUAGAAGAUGUGAGAAGAGAAGUGAAAAUACUGCGAGCACUCACCGGACAUAAAAACCUGGUGCAGUUCUACGAUGCAUAUGAAGAUGAAGAUAAUGUCUAUGUCGUGAUGGAGUUAUGCGAAGGAGGCGAACUUCUCGAUAGGAUACUUUCGAGGGGUGGCAAGUACUCAGAAGAAGAUGCAAAAGUUAUUAUGGUUCAGAUUUUGAGUGUGGUCGCCUACUGUCAUCUCCAAGGCGUGGUUCACCGUGACCUAAAGCCUGAGAAUUUUCUUUUUACAUCGAAGGAUGAGAAUUCCACUCUUAAGGCAAUUGAUUUUGGGCUUUCUGAUUAUGUAAAACCAGAUGAGAGAUUGAAUGACAUUGUAGGAAGUGCUUAUUACGUCGCUCCCGAGGUUUUACAUAGAUCAUAUGGAACAGAGGCAGACAUGUGGAGUAUCGGUGUGAUUGCAUAUAUUCUCUUGUGUGGAAGUCGGCCAUUUUGGGCCCGAACAGAAUCUGGUAUUUUUCGAGCUGUUCUAAAGGCGGAUCCAAACUUUGAUGAAGCCCCAUGGCCUAGUUUAUCUAAUGAUGCAAUUGAUUUUGUGAAGAGACUGUUGAACAAGGACUACCGCAAGAGACUAACCGCUGCUCAGGCCCUCUGCCAUCCGUGGUUAGCUGAUCAUCAAGGUAUCAAGAUACCAUUGGAUACAAUUACUUACAAGCUUGUCAGAGCUUAUAUUUGCUCAUCUUCACUGCGUAAAUCAGCAUUGGGGGCUCUUGCAAAGACAUUAAGUUCUGUUCAACUAGGUUAUCUUCAGAAGCAAUUUAUGCUGUUAGGGCCGAACAAAAAUGGGCUCAUUUCCAUGCAAAACUUCAAGACGGCUUUAAUAAAAAAUUCAACCGAUGCAGCAAAGGAUUCAAGAGUUCUUGAUUACGGGAAUGUGGUUAGUUCCAUUCAGUACAGAAAAUUAGAUUUUGAAGAAUUCUGUGCAGCUGCCGUAAGUAUAUAUCAACUAGAGGGAAUGGAGAACUGGGAGCAACAUGCCCGGCAUGCCUAUGAUAUUUUCGAUAAGGAUGGGAACAGACCAAUAAUGAUUGAGGAACUUGCCUCGGAACUCGGACUUAGUCCAUCAGUACCGGUUCAUGUGGUUCUCCAGGACUGGAUCAGACACUCGGAUGGGAAGCUUAGCUUCCUGGGAUUUAUCAGACUUCUACACGGUGUCUCUUCUCGCUCGUUUCAGAAAGCGUAGAAUGAAACCAGACAAGAUAAACAAACUCAAAUUUUCACUUGUCAAAUGUUCCUUGACCGGAAUGGUUGAAGGGAUCUGCGGUGGGCAACAAGCAUAAUAUAAUUUGAUAUCAUUGUGGUUGCCUAGGCCUAGGAAAGCAAGCGUGUUGUGAUUUGGUGUAAUUUGUUCUAAUUAUGUAAGUUGUUUGUUACGGUGAUUGGUGGUGGGGUUGAAAUUUAGAGGAUUGUACAGUGGAAGAAUAGAGGAACAUAAUGUAUCCCACCCCAACUGCUUAAAAACUGAGUUGAGAAGGUCAACUGAUUAUUCUUGGCCUUUUGAUUGUAGAAUCAAAAGAAACUCUUUCUUAGCAUUUCAAACUCAAUAACCAUGCACUACCCUAUGUAUUUUUAA
This is a messenger RNA of Momordica charantia (bitter melon), 1754 nucleotides long. RefSeq names its product CDPK-related kinase 7. Gene Ontology annotation, biological process: protein phosphorylation. NCBI's taxonomy places the organism in Eukaryota, Viridiplantae, Streptophyta, Magnoliopsida, Cucurbitales, Cucurbitaceae. Gene Ontology annotation, molecular function: protein kinase activity; ATP binding. The record is from RefSeq and is a predicted model, not a curated record.